UCCUGUCUGUCUCUCUCAGUGGCUCCCCCACCGCACCCCCCAUAACUCCUCCCCCGCAGCACCCCGCCCCCCAGAAGCCCCUCUCCCCCGCAACUCCUCCUCCCCUUCCUAGAAUCCCUCCCACACAAACUCUGUCCCCCCCCCUCAUUCCCCAACCCCGCUCCCCUCCCCCUGGCCCCCCCAGCCCCAACUCCGCCCUCCCCCACCCGCUGGUGCUGCCCACCCCGCCCUCCGGUCCCUGCCUCGGGGCUCGCUGCGUCCCAGCUCCCGGCCGGUCCCCGGCGCCAGCAUGUCCCGCUCGGACGAGGUCAACCGACUCACGGAGAGUGUCUACAGGGUGAUUCUGGACCAGUUCAACCCCGGCCUGAGGAGUUUUGUCACAAUGGGGAAGAGUUACCAACGCGCGCUCUCAGGGGUGACCGUAGCGGCCAAGGGUUAUUUCGACGCCCUGGUGAAGCUGGGGGAAUUGGCCAGCGACAGCCAAGGGUCCAAGGAACUGGGGGACACCCUGUUCCAGAUGGCUGAGGUGCAUCGGCAGAUCCAGGUGCAGCUGGAGGAAACUCUGAAGCUUUUCCACUCGGAGCUGCUGGCCCAGCUGGAGCAGAAACUGGAGCUGGAUGUCAAGUACCUGCUGGCUACCCUGAAGAAGUACCAGAGCGAACACCGGGCCAAGGUGGAGGCCAUUGAGAAGUGUCAAGCCGAGCUGAAGAAACUGCGCAAGAAAUGCCAGAGCAGCAAGAACCCCCAGAAAUAUGGGGACCGCGAGGUGCAGUAUGUGGAGGUGAUGAGCGCCAAGCAGAGCGAGCUGGACCGCUUUGUGGCGGAGGGAUACAAGGCUGCCCUGACCGAGGAGCGCCGCCGGUACUCGUUUCUGGUGGAUCGCCAAUGCGCUGUGUCCAAGCACUUCGGUGCCUACCACGCCAAGGUGAAGGAGCUGCUGGGGGCCAAGCUGCCCGGCUGGCAGCAGUCCUGCGUCCAGCCCACCCGCCUGCCCGACCGUGCUCUGGCCCUGGUGAAGCAGACGGCCAACAGCCCCGCCGCGCCCGCCGUCUCCGACCCGCUGCCCGCCCCCCAGCCCCUGGAGGUGCCCCCGGAGCUGGCCCCCCUGCUGGGGGGUGGGGGGCUGGCCCUCAACCACCGCGUCUCACUGCAGGAAGCGACUCCGCUCCCCAACGGCGACUCUCACCGCACCCGGGGCUCCCGUGACCUGGGGCCCCCGCCCGCCAGAGAGCCCCUCACCGUCCCGCUAGGCCUGCCGGCCCCACAGCCCGCACCAGCCACGCAGACCCCCCCGCCGCCCAGGGCCAGCGAUGGCUACUCCUGUACCCUGCCCAUCCCCCGCAAAGCCUCUGCGGAGACCCGCCUUGCCACGCUCACAGAGAACAGGACCCUGCCGCGGAGCGGGGUGCGGGCCGAGCAGCGCCGGGUGCAGGCCGUGUUCUCCCACGCACCCGGUGAGAGCAGCACCCUGCUCAACUUCCAGGAGGGCGACGUCAUUGCGCUGCUGGUGGCCGAGGCCCGGGACGGCUGGCACUACGGGGAGAACGAGGCCACGCACAUGAAAGGCUGGUUCCCCUUCUCGUACACCCGUCCCGUCCCCCCUGCCGAGACCCCUGAGAAACCCCAUGGCAGUUUUCCCCUGAGCAAACUCAACAGCUGCAGCACGGGGACCCUGGACAAAGCGGGGUGCGUGGCCCCCAGCCCGGAGGGGGGCCACGGGGGGGACGCCUUGCGCUACACCCCCUCCCCCCGCCCCAGCACCUUCCGCCAGCGCCCCUAUAGCAUGAUGAACCCCGACCUGUCACAGUUAGCGAACGAAUUUGGGAGCCCCCUGAACUCCUCCCCGUCCAGGUCUAACCCCUUCGCUCACGUCAGGCUGAAGCGGACUGUGACCAACGACCGCUCGGCCCCGCUGAUCCAGUGAGGCCCUGAGGGCGCCCGCCUCGCCCGCCGACGGCCCCCCGGGGGAGAGAUGCCAGGAGCCCCCCGGCUCAGGAAGGACUCGGGAGCUGGCGGGGGCCUCCCCCCUCCGCCCCCAUGCAGCCUGCAGCUCUCUCUAGUGGCUGCUUUGCAGAAGAGCAUCCCAAAAGCCGGGCCCCGUAUUGCGCAGCAGCCGGGGAGGGGAGGGGGUCGGGGUUCGAAUCCUGCCGGCGAUGCCUGGAGGGGGAGGCAGGAACGGAGCUGGGCCCUGGGGAGCCAGAGUGUGUGGGGGUGGGGGAAGGGAGAGAGAAGGUCGGGGGAGAGGCUGCCCUCCAAGACAGAAAUGCCUCCUGAGGGCUCUGCCUGCCCUAAAGCGACCACUUCUAUGGGCUACGUGUGUAUCUGUCCAUCCCCCCGUGCACCCCUCUAUCAUCCCCCUACACACAUCCAUCCCCUCUGUCUACCCCCCAUGCCCCCAUCCAUCUGUCUGUCCUCCUGUGCACACAUCCGCCCCCCUGCCCUCCCAUCUAUCCAUCGGUCCCAGCUCCCCCAGGGGGGCUGCUAUGCCCUAGCUUUUCGCCAGUCCUUUGGAGCAACCCGUCAGUGCCAGGCCCCAUGCCCUUCCCCGGUUCAGAGACUGAGCCCCUGGGCUCCAGCCCCCCUGCUUGCCCCCGGGAGCUCUGCCCAGCCGGCCCGCCCAAGCCAGCCACUGGGGGGAGCCCCUCACCCUCUGCAGUGCCCCCUGGCAGCGCUGCCCGGAUGUGGGGAGCCCCGAGGUUCGCCACCCACCGCCGCCUCGGCCCAUUGUCCCUGCAGGGCUCCAGGCUGGAGUAUCCCUUCCUUGGGGGUUAAUUGCCCAACAUGUAACCGGGGCAGGUGGCUAAUGGGAGGCUGGUUUUUAAGCGCAGCAUCAAUGCCAGGCCCACGGGGUGAAACUCGAGGGCAGAGCAGAAGGCGCCGAGAGGUGGGAGAAGGUGGGUCGGUGGGGAAGGGAAAUCCCUCUCUCGCCCAGCGGCUGGAAUCCGAGGGGGGCACCUGACAUGUGGCCAAGGGGGCGGGUGGGUCUAGCGUCCUUGGACAAGGCUCUGAAGCAAAGCAGGCCGGGCCCAGAGGGAAGGGGGCUGGUGGUGCAGUGGCUGGUGAAAAGACAGGAGACAAAGGGGAAAGGGGCGGUUUUCAGACCGGAGCGCGGUCGAGCCGGGGGGUCCCCCAGGGGUCUGCGCUGUGCAGCGUACUCAGAAAGGCAAAAGGGGCGAACGCUGAGCGAACACGUGCAGACGAGACAAAAUGACUCCGGAUCAUUAAGUCCAAAGCGCCGGGUGAAGAGCCCCCAAAAGAUCUUACAGACGGGGGGACGGGGCGUUGAUAAACGCGACGUGGGAAACCGUCGUCCCAGCCGUACCCACGCGAGGAAGGGCUCUAGAGUAGCAGGUACCGCCCGAGACAGAGAUGGCGGAGUCAGGAUCGGUCGCGGCAAACGCCACGUAAGGGGAAGCUGGGGACCACGAGGAAAGGGGGGAGAAUCGGACCGACAAUACCCUAAUGCCGCUCUAUAAACCGAGGGCGCGCCCAGCCUUGAUUUUGGCAGGCAGUUUGGUUCGCCCCAGCUCCAAAGAGAUCUGUUAGCGUUGGGAAAGGUGUGGAGAAGGUCAGAGAAAUGAUGUGGGGCUGGCACAGCUUCUGGCUGAG
Messenger RNA from Chelonia mydas (Green sea turtle), 3609 nucleotides. Its product is annotated as brain-specific angiogenesis inhibitor 1-associated protein 2. Bases 290 to 1924 code for a protein of 544 amino acids. The transcript has 14 exons. The record is from RefSeq and is a predicted model, not a curated record. Gene Ontology annotation, biological process: actin crosslink formation; plasma membrane organization; positive regulation of actin filament polymerization. Gene Ontology annotation, cellular component: cytosol; nucleoplasm. Gene Ontology annotation, molecular function: protein binding. Lineage: Eukaryota; Metazoa; Chordata; Testudines; Cheloniidae.